AUGCCUCCUCAGAUUAAACAUGAUCUCAACCGCUCAGGCUGGGAGUCAACAGACUUUCCAUCUGUAUGCGAAAAUUGUCUCCCUGAAAACCCCUAUGUGCAGAUGAUUAAAGAGGACCAUGGUGCAGAGUGCAAGAUUUGUACUCGCCCCUUUACCAUCUUCCGCUGGAAAGCCGACCGUACCUCGCGCCAGAAGCGCACCAAUAUUUGUCUCACCUGCGCCCGCCUGAAGAACUGCUGCCAAUGCUGCAUGCUCGAUCUGUCAUUCGGUUUGCCGAUCGUCGUCCGUGAUGCCGCCUUGAAGAUGGUCGCGCCUGGCCCCGAAAGCGGAAUCAAUCGCGAGUACUAUGCGCAAAACCACGAGAAGGAAAUCGAAGAAGGAAUCGGUGCAGUCGAGGAAUACGAAAAGACCGAUGAUAAGGCCCGCGAGCUGCUGCGCCGCUUGGCAAACAGUGAACCGUACUACCGCAAGCCUCGUCGCAUUGAGGGCCCUGAAGGCGAUGAGGGAAAAUUUAGCUCGACGGACCAACCCCGCACAAACAGUCGGUACGGAAACGCGCCUGGCCCCGUUCGCACAGGUGACAGCCGCCUGGGUAACCGCUUGCCUGGCCGGGGAGGCGCACGAGGUCGCGGUGGUCGUCCAUUCCCUAGUACCGCCCAGCUUCCUCCAUCGGCGGAAGACAUCAACCCGCCUGCUGAUCCCAAUGUUACGUCGCUAUUCUUGACUGGUGUGGAGGAUGAUCUUCCGGAACAUGCCCUUCGGACCUUCUUUUCCAAGUUCGGUACUCUUCGCUCACUUGUCUGUUCUCAUCGCUCGCACUGCGCAUUCGUUAACUACAUGACUCGUGCCGAUGCCGAGUCCGCAGCCAAGGAGUGUCAAGGAAAGGCGAUUGUCCAAGGUUGUCCGUUACGGGUGCGCUGGGGUAAGCCCAAGGCACUUGAUAACAUGGACCGCGAGGAACGGAUUCAGAAUGCUCGCGAAGGUCGCCAGGCUGCGGGACCUGUCCAGCGUGGUCAGUCUGAUAAGAAGGCUAUCACUGCUGCGGGUGGUGCGGAUGGCCAGGAGGCUCCGGCCAAGGCCUAUGCAGUGGCCCCACCACCAGGCUCUGGAUCUGUCCAAUACGCCAGUAUGAAUGGGGAAUAA
Molecule: messenger RNA, 1143 nt
Organism: Penicillium odoratum
Lineage: Eukaryota; Fungi; Ascomycota; Eurotiomycetes; Eurotiales; Aspergillaceae
Gene: slt11
Product: Pre-mRNA-splicing factor ECM2
Exons: 2
Coding region: 1-1143 (380 amino acids)
Cellular component (GO): Prp19 complex; U2-type catalytic step 1 spliceosome; U2-type catalytic step 2 spliceosome
Molecular function (GO): pre-mRNA binding; U6 snRNA binding
Source: RefSeq, a predicted model, not a curated record